Colletotrichum spaethianum is the source of this 2685-nucleotide messenger RNA. RefSeq names its product periodic tryptophan protein 2. Gene Ontology annotation, biological process: ribosomal small subunit assembly; maturation of SSU-rRNA from tricistronic rRNA transcript (SSU-rRNA, 5.8S rRNA, LSU-rRNA). Gene Ontology annotation, cellular component: Pwp2p-containing subcomplex of 90S preribosome; small-subunit processome. Lineage: Eukaryota; Fungi; Ascomycota; Sordariomycetes; Glomerellales; Glomerellaceae. Bases 1 to 2685 code for a protein of 894 amino acids. The transcript has 3 exons. Gene Ontology annotation, molecular function: protein binding. The record is from RefSeq and is a predicted model, not a curated record.
AUGAAGACUGAUUUCAAGUUCUCCAAUUUGCUCGGCACAGUAUACUGCCAGGGCAACCUGCUCUUCAGCCCCGAUGGCACCCAUCUGUUCUCGCCCGUGGGGAACAGGGUCACUGUCUUCGACCUCGUGAACAACAAAUCACACACGCUGCCAUUUGCGCACCGAAAGAACAUCUCCCGAAUCGGCCUUACUCCUCGAGGAAACCUGCUGCUGUCCAUUGACGAAGACGGCCAAGCCAUUCUGACCAACGUCCUCCGCCGAAUCGCCAUUUACCGAUUUUCCUUCCGUUCCUCCGUCACCGCUCUUUCCUUUUCGCCCUCCGGACGUCACUUUGCAGUCGGAUUGGGUCGUAAGAUUGAGGUCUGGCAUGUCCCGUCCACUCCGGAUGCGAAUGCCGAGGGCGAGCUCGAGUUUGCGCCGUUCGUCAAAUACCACACCCACACUCAGCACUUCGACGACGUACGCAGCAUCGAGUGGUCUAGCGACUCCCGAUUCUUCCUCAGUACCUCCAAGGACUUGACCGCAAGGAUAUGGAGCUUGAACCAGGAGGAGGGGUUCGUGCCAACUGUACUCUCUGGUCACAAGCAGGCUGUGGUCGGCGCGUGGUUUUCCGAGGACCAAGAGACCAUCUACACCGUGAGCAAGGAUGGUGCCGUGUUCGACUGGAAAUACGUCGGAAAGCCGGUUCGGGACGAGGACGAGAUGGUCGAUGUCGAUGAGGAUGACAUGCGCUGGAGGAUCGUCAACCGACACUACUUCAUGCAGAACAGCGCGCAUGUCCGAUGCGCAACCUUCCACCCCGAGUCCAAUCUUCUUGUUGCUGGUUUCUCCAACGGUACCUUUGGCCUUUACGAAAUGCCUGAUUUCAACAUGAUCCACACGUUGAACAUUUCACAAAAUGAAAUUGACUUCGUGACGAUCAACAAGAGCGGAGAGUGGCUGGCAUUCGGUGCAUCGAAGCUCGGACAGUUGCUGGUGUGGGAAUGGCAAUCCGAGUCAUACAUCCUCAAGCAGCAGGGCCAUUUCGAUUCGAUGAACAACCUGGUCUAUUCUCCUGACGGACAGCGCAUCGUCACGAUCGCAGACGACGGCAAGAUCAAGGUGUGGGAUACCGAAUCAGGGUUCUGCAUCGUUACCUUCACCGAGCACACCAGCGGCGUGACGGCCUGCGAGUUUUCCAAAAAGGGCAACGUUCUCUUCACAUCUAGUUUGGACGGUUCAGUAAGAGCGUGGGAUCUCAUCAGAUACAGAAACUUCCGGACGUUUACGGCACCAACAAGACUAUCAUGGUCGUGUAUGGCUGUUGACCCCAGUGGCGAGGUUGUUGCCGCUGGAUCUCUGGACUCUUUCGACAUUCAUAUCUGGUCUGUACAAACAGGACAGCUUUUGGAUCAGCUCACUGGCCAUGAGGGCCCGGUUUCAGCCUUGGCCUUCACACCAAAUGGAGACUCCCUUAUCAGUGGAAGUUGGGAUCGCACCGCCAGAAUCUGGUCUAUUUUCAACAGGACACAGACUAGCGAGCCUCUGCAGCUACAGGCCGAUAUCCUCGACAUCGCCGUACGACCCGACUCGUUGCAACUAGCUAUCUCGACGCUGGACGGCCAGCUGUCGUUCUGGUCGAUCAUGGAUGCCGAGCAGGUGUCAGGACUGGACGGCCGCCGCGAUGUGUCUGGCGGACGUAAGAUUACCGACCGCAGGACAGCAGCCAACGUGGCGGGAACGAAGAGCUUCAACACCAUCCGGUACAGCACAGACGGAAGCUGCUUACUCGCCGGUGGCAACAGCAAGUACAUCUGCUUGUACUCAGUGCACACCAUGGUUCUCCUGAAGAAGUACACAGUCAGCGUCAACCUUUCUCUGUCCGGAACGCAGGAAUUUCUCAACAGCAAACUCCUUACCGAGGCCGGUCCCGAUGGCCUGAUCGACGACCAGGGCGAGGCCUCGGAUCCUGAGGACAGGAGAGACCUCUCUCUGCCGGGCUCCAAGCGCGGCGAUCCCUCAGCGAGAAAGAAGCUGCCGGAAGUUCGCGUCUCGGGUGUAGCCUUCUCUCCCACGGGCACUGCUUUCUGUGCCGCCUCCACGGAGGGCUUGCUCAUCUACAGCCUCGACAACCUGCUGCAGUUCGAUCCCUUCGAUCUUAACAUGGAGAUCACACCCGCAUCUACGCUUGCCGUCCUCGAGAACGAGAAGGACUACCUCAAGGCGCUGGUUAUGGCCUUCCGCCUCAACGAGGCCGGCCUCAUCAAGCGCGUCUUCCUGUCAAUACCGCACACGGACAUUGCACUCGUCGUCGAGGAUAUGCCCAUCGUCUACGUGCCCAGGUUACUGCGCUUCGUCGCCGCACAGACGGAGGAGACGCCGCAUAUCGAAUUCUGCCUGCUUUGGGUCAAGGCUCUGGUAGACAAGCACGGCGCCUGGCUCACGCAGCACCGGAACAAGGUGGACGUCGAGCUGAGGAUCGUCGCGAGGGCGGUCUCGAGGAUGCGUGACGAGAUUAGGAGGCUCGCAGAUGACAACGUGUACAUGGUGGAUUACUUGUUGGGCCAGGCCAACGAGAAGGAGACGAGUGGUGUGAAAAUGCUUGAUCUGGCCGCGUUCGAUCAUCCCACAAAGACACUGGCCAUUAGGGAUGCGGACGAGGACCAGAAUGACUCUGAUGGAGAUGGAUGGAUUGGGCUGGAUUAA